AAUGGAUCGGAAGCUGAGAAAAUAAAAAUCAUUCAUCGCUCGACUCUCAUUGAGUGCGGUUUUCGCGACUUUUCAACUUAAGAUUCGCGUCUUAUGAGACCGUGUGUGUUUCUUGUCAUUAAUAUUUAUCGCCCGGAUAAGUUGCAAUCGCCAUGUGCCAGUUGCGCGUCGGUUUCCUGAUUCUAGUACUGCAUUGUAUAUGCACUUGUUUUGGUCAGAAUCUACCGUACAUAGCUUGUCCUGCAAUUUUCCAAUAUCUGAGCUACCGAGGACAAGCCAUUGGGCUUUUAACUCUCUAUCUGGAUUCCAGUGCGGAAGAAAAUGUCGUUAGCAUAGAACUUUCCCAGCCCGGUCGGGAAUCUGCGACCAAUCCGGGUGAUCUUACUAUCAUAGAUUCCGAAGACGAUGUUAUCUUUCGAUUGAGAAACGGGGAGCCCAUUCGUUAUCGCAUCGACUUUCCUACUGCGUGAGUGGUGCCAAAACUUACAAAAGUUUCCGUCAACGGUAUAGUGGUGUGCCGAUCAUCGCCCUUUCGCGCACCAAGCACAAAGUUGUCUUUGUCUCGUUAUGUGAAAACUACAGCACCGUUGGUGCCGCUGCAACCACAAAGACCUCUACAACCCUCUAGGCAGGAACAGGGACUGAUAUUCCAGUCCGUCCCACAACGGAGACCGCAAGUAGUGGAGGAAUUCAUAGAUGCUAGAUCCACCGAUGAGAUCAUACCACCCCCAUCCCGACCUCAACCAAGACCUCAACCAAGGCCUCAACCGACACCUCAACCCACAUCUCAGCCCCGGCCGAAGCCAGCAUCUCCUACUCCAAACCAGAUCUCUACGCCGACGCAGGUUGCAUCUGCAACCAAUUUCCCGCAGACUAUCGGCCAACUGAACGGAGUCUGUGGCCGGGAGAAGGCCAUCCAGACGCCAUUCAUUCACGGGGGAGAAGCAGUAGAACGGGGUCAGCUGCCUUGGAUGGUUACCCUCUUGGAGCAUGUGGGAAAGGAGUAUAACUUCCUCUGCGGUGGCACGUUGAUUUCUGCGAGGACUGUAAUAUCUGCGGCUCACUGUUUCCGCUAUGGAAGUCGUAAUCUUCCCGGCAGUCGCACCACUGUCUCCUUGGGCCGCAACACGCUUGAUUUCUUCACGCCCGGAGACCUCAGACGGGUCUCACUCCUUGUUCUUCAUGAUCAGUAUAAUCCCGCCGUCUAUACGGACGCGGACUUGGCUUUGCUUCAAUUAUCGGAGCAUGUGGUGUUCGGUGACUUCAUUCGCCCCAUUUGCUUGUGGAAUGAGAACUACCUGGUGGACCUCCCUUCGGGCCACAAAUCCUACGUAGCCGGAUGGGGCGAGGACGAGCUGGGCAACCGCAAUUCGCGGCAACUUAAAAUGACGGAUACGGACAUUAUAACGCAGCAGGAGUGCCGGGGUAACCUCUCCGUGGACAAUGUGCGCUUCGUCACCUCGCGAACAAUUUGCGCCAGCAACUCGAGGGCUGCGGGGCCCUGCAACGGGGAUUCCGGUGGGGGUCUUAUGUUGCAGGAGCAGGAUGUCUGGUUAUUGCGUGGCGUCGUCUCCGCCGGUCAGAGAUUGAGUAACAGAUGCGAUCUGACCCAACCUGUGAUCUACACAGAUUUGGCCAAGCAUUUUGAGUGGUUGAUGCAGAACAUGUGGUUUUAAGAGAUUAGUCAAUGAAUUUUUAAAUUCUAUGCCAAAAUAAAUAAUAGCAUAUUUAACGGGCUUAUUGGAUUUAAAUUGUUAUAUAUUUAUCUGAUAAGUAUUUAAUGAUUUGGUUUCAAAAUACAAGCUUUAUUCUACUCACGAAGUGAGUGGCUCUACAAAGAUA
Drosophila ananassae is the source of this 1842-nucleotide messenger RNA. Its product is annotated as transmembrane protease serine 9. NCBI's taxonomy places the organism in Eukaryota, Metazoa, Arthropoda, Insecta, Diptera, Drosophilidae. The transcript is spliced from 4 exons. The record is from RefSeq and is a predicted model, not a curated record. Gene Ontology annotation, biological process: proteolysis. Gene Ontology annotation, molecular function: serine-type endopeptidase activity.